AUGGAUGUUGCAUCUCUUUGCAUCUCUGUAAGUGUUUAUCUUACUGAUAGUUGCAUCUCUGCAAGUGUUUAUCUUACUGAUAGUUGCAUCUCUGCAAGUGUUUAUCUUACUGAUAGUUGCAUCUCUCUGGGAGGAGCAGCGUUUGGACACGGCCUUCGGUAUGAGGGCGAAGAUCCUAGAGGAGUGACUUCCAAGAGCUUGCAAGAGAAGGGUCAAGGAGGAAUGGAUGAGACACCCACACUCAAGGACCGCACUCAUGGUCCUCAGAGAAUCCCAGAAAGUAGUCUGAAGCAGGAAGGAAGACUGGUCCCCCACACUCAGGGCCCCCGCACUCAGGGCCCCCCACACUCAGGGCCCCCACACUCAGGGUCCCCCACACUCAGGGAUCCCCACACUCAGGGCCCCCCACACUCAGGGGUCCCCACACUCAGGGCCCCCCACACUCAGGGCCCCCCACACACAGGGCCCCCCACACUCAGGGGCCCCCACACUCAGGGCCCCCACACUCAGGGGCCCCCACACUCAGGGGCCCCACACUCAGGGCCCCCAUACUCAGGGGCCCCCACACUCAGGGCCUCCCACACUCAGGGCCCCCACACUCAGGGGCCCCCACACUCAGGGCCCCCACACUCAGGGCCCCCCACACUCAGGGCCCCCACACUUAGGGGCCCCCACACCCAGGGCCCCCACACCCAGGGCCCCCACACUCAGGGCCCCCACACUCAGGGUCCCCACAAUCAGGACCCCCACAAUCAGGGCCCCCACACUCAGGGCCCCUACACUCAGGGCCUCCCACACUCAGGGCCCCCACACUCAGGGCCCCGACAAUCAGGGCCCCCACACUCAGGGCCCCUCACACUCAGGGUCCCCACACUUAGGGUCCCCACACUCAGGGCCCCCACACUCAGGGCCCCCACAAUCAGGGCCCCCAGACUCAGGGCCCCCAGACUCAGGGGCCCCCACACUUAG
Procambarus clarkii (red swamp crayfish) is the source of this 969-nucleotide messenger RNA. Lineage: Eukaryota; Metazoa; Arthropoda; Malacostraca; Decapoda; Cambaridae. The record is from RefSeq and is a predicted model, not a curated record.